This is a messenger RNA of Vitis vinifera (wine grape), 315 nucleotides long. RefSeq lists its product as uncharacterized. NCBI's taxonomy places the organism in Eukaryota, Viridiplantae, Streptophyta, Magnoliopsida, Vitales, Vitaceae. Bases 1 to 315 code for a protein of 104 amino acids. The transcript has a single exon. The record is from RefSeq and is a predicted model, not a curated record.
AUGGCAGAAAAACCUUCGACUCACACAAAGAUGAUAGAACCAUCUUCACCUCUUUACCUACAUCCAUCUGAUAAUCCAGGGGCAACCAUCACGACAUGUGUGUUCAAUGGUGAAAAUUAUGAUAUGUGGGAGAAGGCUGUUAAAAAUGCAUUGAGAGCAAAAAACAAGCUUGGGAUCAUUGAUGGUACAGUAAACAAACCAAAGGGAGAAGAUGGAAACAAAUUGAAUGCAUGGGAAGCAUGUAACUCGAUGAUUAUAUCAUGGAUGUUUAAUGUGAUCGACAAGAGUUUACAUUCGAGUGUAGCCUAUGCGUAG